Molecule: messenger RNA, 1142 nt
Organism: Naegleria gruberi
Lineage: Eukaryota; Heterolobosea; Eutetramitea; Acrasida; Naegleriidae
Exons: 1
Coding region: 176-1021 (281 amino acids)
Molecular function (GO): oxidoreductase activity
Source: RefSeq, a predicted model, not a curated record
CUAAAAAAAUACCCCAACAACACCAUCACAUUCUCCCCGACAACAACAACAACCUAACCUCAACCUCCUGGACACAAUUAUUUUCAAUUAUAUAAUAAUAAUAAUAUUCAUCACCUAUUAUUAUCACAUAUCACCAUCACUACCAUCCACACACACACCUACUCUCUCUUUGUAAAUGACAGAUCAAAUCAAGGCUGCACCUGCAGAUAAUACUACAGCUACAACAGUCAAGCCUAAUCAUGAAUUCUUUAAAAAAGCCAAACAAGAAAAGGAAGAAAUACUCAAAUCAGGUUAUAGUACAUCUAAAAGAAUGAUGGAAAUAUUCUUUAUUACAUUAUAUUAUUUAAUAUUAUUACCUUUAAAUUUAUAUCAAUCUGUUAAAUUAGCCUAUAUUAGUGAAGUUAAUAUUAUUCAAUUAGGAUAUCAAGUAAUUAUUGGUAUUUUUCUUGGUAUGUUAACAGCAGAUUUUAUUAGUGGUAUUGUUCAUUGGAUUGCUGAUACUUGGGGUACACUUGAUGCACCAUUGGUGGGUCAAACAUUUAUUAGAUCAUUCCGUGAACAUCAUAUUGCUCCUAGUGCAAUGUGUAAACAUGAUUUUAUUGAAACUAAUGGUGAUAAUGCAUUGGUUUCUUGUAUGUUAGGUGCAAUUCCAUUAAUUUCAUAUUCAAAUGAUUUAUUCUUUACUUUAUAUUAUACUUUCUUAGCUUUAAUGAUUGCUUUUACUAAUCAAAUUCAUAAAUGGUCACAUCAAUACCAAGUACCAACUAUUGUAAAGAUUUUACAAUCAAGUGGUAUUCUGUUAAGUAGAUCUUCACAUAAUUAUCAUCACAAAUCACCAUUUGAUACUUAUUAUUGUAUUACAACUGGUUGGUUGAAUUAUCCACUUCACUCCAUUAACUUUUGGAGAAGUAUGGAAUUUAUUGUUACAAAAUUAACUGGUUAUUUACCACGUUCAGAUGAUUUGAAAUGGACUGAUCAUUUAAAUUAUUUAAAAGAAGAAAAUGAAGAAAAGGAAGAGUAAAACUAGUUGAGCGGGAACAAUACGUUUGAAAAAGAGAGUAUGUUUCUUGUUAUUGGUAGUAGACGACUCUUCAAUGUAUAACAAAAUAAAAAAGAUGAUAAAUUGUUUAUCAUCAUUGAAA